UGGAGAAUAGUUUUGGAAAUAAAAUUGUCUUUUCUCAAAGCCUCAGCUGCUGCACGGGCCUUUGCGACCUUUUCUUUGUUUUUUUGUUCCUCUUCCAUGUGAAGUUUUUGUGCUUUGAAUGGAUCUUCCAUAUAAAGCCAUUGUCGAUUUUUCUCCAAGUCUAGUUUCUUCUUAUCCUGUAAGUCAGCCCAAAUCUUUCGAUGUUCGGGUGGAAAAACAUGUUGCAUUGAUUUGUGAGAAAGAAUACGAUGAAGAGCAUAAACGGCGCCAACAUUUCUGGCCUCUAGGGGAGUGUCCUUGGCUGGUAAUGUUUCAGAAGCAAUCAAGUUUCGUUCCGGUAAAAGGGUAACUUUUUCAGAAGCCAUUGAGCUUUUAGAUACUCGUCUGGACAAUGUUAUUGAAAUUACAAUGAACUUGCCUUCCUUGUUUGGCUUUACGUAAAUAUCUGAUUUGUCCCAUUUUUGCCUUUGACAAUACUCAUUCAAUAAUACGGCUGGGAUCUUUCCUGUCCAAGAUGAACCUGCAACAACUUGUUUAGCUGUAGGACGAUUGGGAAGAGUAUUUUGCUGCUCUAAGUAUUUCUUUCCACCCUUCCUUCCAACAUCACUUUUCCCGUUGUUUUUAGCAUCCUCCUUCACGUUUUUUGCCGUUUUUUCGUUUUGUUUUUUUGACUUGGAUUUUGGAGCCAUGAAUGGAAUGGUGUUGGCAACAAAACAGAAUUAUAAAAUAAGAACAAUUAAAAGGAGAUGUGUAUUAAAAUAAUUAAUUGUUACCUGUUGUGAUACGAAUGUUUCAAAGGCAUUGAUGAACUUAUAAAAUGAAAUGAAUUUUGUCUUAAGAAUCUCAGUACAGAUGCAGAAUAAGUUUCUUCAGUUAAAUUUACAUUUAUUGACAUACUUAUAUAAUAAUCAUGCACCAGCUUAGAGGAUAAAUGAAAUAGAAAAUCAAAGUAAAGAAACAAUAAUUAGUAAAACUAAGAUAAAACAAUGAAUAAAAAUACAGAAAAAUCAAUAAUAAAACAAAAAAAAAAAAAAAAAAAAAAAAAAAAAAAGGCGAAAACUGGCUAACGAGUUCAAAACAAUCAAAUUAGGCCAGUACCAUAAAUACAAAGAAUUAUUUCCUUUCUUACCAUCGUAUUUGUGUGAUUAUUACUACGGCAAACUUACCAAGAGCGCACACCAUAAAACCACAAUGGCAAGAGGAAAACGUGGCUCUCAAAGAGAUUCCGAAUUAGAGCUCGGAACUCCUGGCUCAGAUGAUGAAUUCGCAGUGAAACCUGUUUCUCGAAAGGCUAAAGGAAAGAACAAGGGUGCGAAAAAGCCCAUUGAUUUUGAUGAUGGGGAAAUUGACACAAGUCGUGAUGCAUCCCCUGCGUCUACUGCUACCUCUAGCACCUCGAAGAAAGCUAAGGGAAGAAGAGCAAGACGCGGCCAAUCUGCUCCUUCGUUCAGUGCUUUGAGCGACAACGAAACCGCUGAACCUGAGGAGUCUGAGCCUGAAGAGGAGGAGCCUGUCAAUGCCUUCUCCGUUUUUGCAGAUGAAAUGGAUGAGGAAGAAGAGGAGAACGACAGUGAAGAGGAACAAGACAAAAAGAAAAAAAAGAAGAAGGAUAAGCACAAGCAUAAAAAGAAAUCCAAAUCUUCUUCUGAGGACCUAGAUGAGCUCGCCGAUGAUGUCGACAAGCUUGAGCUUGAUGAAGCAGAUGCAGGAAGUGAGGAUGAUAAGAAGAAAAAGAAGAAGAGCAAGAAAUCGAAGAAGGCCUCGUCUGAUGAGCCUAAGAAGGACAGAAAGACCAGAAAGAAGGAGGAGAAGGCUCGCAAGCUCGCUGCCAUGAUGGAGGGCGAGAAGAAGGAAGAGGAGACCAAAACACCCUUGGCUACUGCGAAUGGUCUGCCUAAUGGCCGUCUUAUUUUUGCCUACGCUUCCGGUUCCAAGAUGGCACCCGAUGGAAAGAGCCCCGCUGAUGGUAUUACAAUUACUGGUAACCUUCUUAGUCCCCCUAAUUCUCGUGAUUUGCAAGUUGAGAAACUCUCUGUGUCUGCUUGGGGUAAACUUCUUAUCAAGGAUUCUGAACUUAAUCUCAUCAACGGUCGUAGAUACGGUCUUAUUGCUCCAAAUGGUAGUGGUAAAUCCACACUCCUGCAUGCUAUUGCCUGUGGUUUAGUCCCUACUCCUCCUUCUUUGGAUUAUUAUCUUUUGGAUCGUGAGUAUUUCCCCAACGAACUUACCUGUGUUCAAGCGGUCUUGGACAUUAACGAACAGGAGCGCCUCCAUUUGGAAGAGCAAAUGGAGGAUCUGUUAGAUGACCCUGACAAGAAUGCAGUGGAGUUGGACCACAUCCAAAACCGUUUGGUUGAAUUGGAUGUCGACGACGCCGAGAACAAAAUCUAUAAGAUUCUUAAGGGUCUUCAAUUUACUGAUGAGAUGAUCGCAAAGAAAACUUGCGAACUCAGUGGUGGUUGGAGAAUGCGUAUCGCAUUGGCUCGUAUUUUGUUCAUUAAACCUACACUCAUGAUGCUUGAUGAGCCUACAAAUCAUCUCGACCUGGAAGCCGUUGCUUGGUUGGAAGAGUACUUGACGCAUGAGCUUGAAGGUCAUACUUUGCUUAUCACCUGUCACACACAAGACACCUUGAAUGAGGUCUGUACUGAUAUUAUUCAUCUUUAUCAUCAAGGUCUUGAUUACUACUCCGGUAACUACGAUACCUUCCUUAAGGUUAGAGCUGAGCGUGAUGCCCAACUUGCCAAGAAAGCCCGUCAGCAUGAGAAGGAAAUGGCUAAGCUUCAAGCCAAACUUAAUAUGACUGGUAGUGACCAACAAAAGAAGGCUAAGGCUAAAGUAAAGGCCAUGAACAAGCGUCUUGAUAAGGAUAUCCAAAGCGGAAAGGUAUUGGAUGAAGAAAUUAUUGCUGAGAAGCAGCUGAUUAUUCGUUUUGAAGACUGCGGUGGUGGAAUUCCUUCUCCUGCUAUCAAGUUUCAGGAUGUUUCAUUUGGCUAUCCCAAUGGCCCAAUCUUGUUUGAAAAUCUCAACUUUGGUUUGGAUCUCAAAUCUCGUGUUGCAUUGGUUGGACCUAACGGUGCCGGUAAGACAACACUCAUUAACCUUAUCUUGGAGAAGAUUCAACCUAUAACAGGUAACGUUUCUCGUCACCAUGGACUUCGGCUUGCUCUCUUUAACCAACACAUGGGUGAUCAAUUAGACAUGCGCCUGUCCGCUGUCGAUUGGUUAAGAACUAAGUUUGGCAAUAAGCCCGAAGGUGAAAUGCGCCGCAUUAUUGGUCGUUAUGGUUUAACAGGCAAGAGUCAAGUCAUUCCCAUGGGCCAACUCUCUGAUGGUCAAAGACGCCGUGUCUUGUUUGCUUUCUUGGGUAUGACACAACCUCACAUUCUACUGCUAGAUGAGCCUACCAACGCUCUGGAUAUCGAUACAAUUGAUGCUCUUGCUGAUGCUUUGAAUAACUUUGACGGUGGCGUCGUGUUCAUCACUCACGACUUCCGUCUGAUUGAUCAAGUCGCAGAGGAAAUCUGGAUUGUAAAAAACAAGAAGGUCGAGGCCUUCGAGGGUGAAAUCCGUGACUAUAAGGCCAUGUUGAAGGCAGAGAUUGCUGAAGAACGUGAGGCUGAACGUCAAAAGGAAGCUGAGAAGCGUAAAAAGUGA
Molecule: messenger RNA, 3657 nt
Organism: Schizosaccharomyces japonicus yFS275
Lineage: Eukaryota; Fungi; Ascomycota; Schizosaccharomycetes; Schizosaccharomycetales; Schizosaccharomycetaceae
Product: ribosome biogenesis ATPase
Exons: 2
Coding region: 1192-3657 (821 amino acids)
Molecular function (GO): ATP binding; nucleotide binding; ATP hydrolysis activity
Source: RefSeq, a predicted model, not a curated record